Macaca mulatta (Rhesus monkey) is the source of this 1837-nucleotide messenger RNA. Lineage: Eukaryota; Metazoa; Chordata; Mammalia; Primates; Cercopithecidae. The record is from RefSeq and is a predicted model, not a curated record.
AGAACCAUGAAUUCUCAUCCCAGGGUGACACCCCAGAGCUCGGAUAAUGGGCAGUUGCUAGUCUGUGAGGCGUCUAGCCCAGCACUGGAGGCCCCCAUCAAGGCCUCAUUCACCGUGAAUGUUCUGUUCCCUCCAGGACCCCCUGUCAUCGAGUGGCCAGGCUUGGAUGAGGGGCAUGUGCGGGCAGGACAGAGCUUGGAGCUGCCAUGUGUGGCCCAAGGGGGGAAUCCCUUAGCCACACUGCAGUGGCUGAAGGUGAGGGCAGUCGCGGGCACGGGAACUGUGGGGAGAGCGGAGGCCGGGAGCUGGUCCUGAGCUGGCCCAGGCCUGUCCCUGUCUCCAGAAUAGCCAGCCGGCGUCCACAGUGUGGGGCACAGAGCACACCCAGGCCGUGGCCCGCAGUGUGCUGGUGAUGACAGUGAGGCCAGAAGACCAUGGAGCGCGGCUCAGCUGCGAGGCCCAUAACAGCGUGUCUGCAGGGACCCAGGAGCGCAGCAUCAUGCUGCAGGUCACCUUUCCCCCUAGUGCCAUUACUAUCCUGGGAUCUGCAUCCCAGGUUGAGAACAAGAACGUGACACUCUCCUGUGUCAGCAAGUCCAGUCGCCCACGGGUCCUGCUACGAUGGUGGCUGGGCUGGCGGCAGCUGCUGCCCAUGGAGGAGACGAUCAUGGAUGGAUUACAUGGUGGUUACAUCUCCAUGUCCAACCUGACAUUCCUGGUGCGGCGGGAGGACAACGGUCUGACCCUCACAUGUGAGGCCUUCAGUGAAGCCUUCGCCAAGGAGACCUUCAAGAAGUUGCUCACCCUGAACGUAAAAUAUCCCGCCCAGAAACUGUGGACUGAGUGUGCCCCAGAGGGGCAGAAGCUCCGGGCUGGGACCCGGGUGAGGCUGGUGUGUUUGGCCAUCAGGGGCAACCCAGAGCCCUCCCUCACAUGGUACAAGGUUGGUGCCACCAGGGCUAUGGGGGUGGCCAGGAAUGUGGGGGAAGGACCAGGCCCCCUUCUUUCCUUCAGAAUCUUGGGCAAUCUUGGAAAAAGAUUAAAUUUCUGGAAAAGUACUAGAGAUUCUGAGGUUUGGCAGGGAAUCAGGAAAGACAAAAAAUGCCAUGAGAAUUAAAUGGAAUCCUAGGAAAAUUCUGGGGAAACAGAGUUCUAGGAUAAAAAUUGGAAUUCUGAAUCAAGAUUAGGUAUUCUAGAGAAAAGGUAAUUUCGUUAAAAUUAAGGAAAAUUCUAGUGAAAAAUCUCAGAAUUCAGCUGAAAUGUCAGGAAUUUUAGGGAAAGACUUGAAUCCCAGAAAAAAAGAAAAAGAAAAUUUGGAGAAAAGCUAGUAAUUCCACAGACUAUCGAAAACUCAUUAGUAUUAAAUCGAAUUCUUGGGAUUUGGAGGUAAGAAAAUGAAAUUUCGUUAAAAUGAAAGAGAAGCCUAAUUCUAAGAAAAUCCUGAGAAGUUAGGGAGCUGGUUGAAAAUGUUGGGGGGAAGACUAGGAAUUAUAGAAAUGACAAUGGAAUUUCAUUUUAAUAGGAUGGAAUUCUGGGGAAGUGCUGAGAAUCUGGGCAAUAUAAAGGAAUCUGUUAAAAGACUGGGAUUAUAAGAUAUAAUAUCGGGAAUAUUCAGAAUCUAUGGAAAGUUUAAUUUGUGCAGCAGCAACAAUAAAAAAAAAAGAAAGUAAUCUAUGGAAAGGCACUGGAAUUAAGGAAAAUUUCAAAGGAAAUCUUUGGGGACAGUGGGAAUUUUAAGAAAAGGAAUUGAGGCAUUCUGGGAAAGGCCUGGGAAUUUCAAGGGAGUUUCCUGCACGUGGUGUUGGGUAAACAGAGCAGAAACAGAUUUUGAGGAGUG